Molecule: messenger RNA, 1347 nt
Organism: Akanthomyces muscarius
Lineage: Eukaryota; Fungi; Ascomycota; Sordariomycetes; Hypocreales; Cordycipitaceae
Exons: 2
Coding region: 1-1347 (448 amino acids)
Source: RefSeq, a predicted model, not a curated record
AUGGAGACGGAGCUGAACACUGUACUCGAGCCGUAUCAGGAUAGGCAUGUUGGGAAUACGGGGCUACAUGAGAGUGAAUGGUCGACAGACCAUUACGCCGAGCUCGGAGGCAGCAUAACUUGGGUUAUGCCCCUCAACGAGGGUUGCUUGCAUGGCAUUGACCAUAUCUAUGCGGAUCUGCAUCGGCGCCUUGACCAGGUGGCUGCACAAGCCAUCUUCUUCUCGCCAACGCAAGCAAACCAAAUACGGCAGCAAAAUCGCGAGGUUGUUGAAAAGCUGGCAGCUCUGGAGAGUGUAUUAUUUGACAGCGGCUCUGGGAGUCCGUUGCAACUGCCCAGCUCGACAGCCUCGCUGUCCACCACAGACGGUAGGGCUGGGGCGGGUAGGAAGGGCCGGGCCUCGCAGUCCCGCAAGAGCCGUGCUGUUGGCACAGUGUCAAGACGGUCACAGCUGGCGGGCCCUGAUGGCGGCGAUGUAUUUCCUAGUUCUCCUCGACUGAUAGACCCGACAACCAGCAUCAUCGGCAUAGACUCGGCCUUGGCCGCCAAGCUGCUGCGGAUUGGCAACGAUGAAACCAAGGUGCAGGUGGUCGAGUUUUCCGCGCAUGUAUCCGCGCGUCGCCUGCGCUCUUCCGCAAGCACGGCAGCAGGCCCGAUACCCAGCGCGGCGGACCUGACGGACAUGUCGAGCCUCAUGCGGCUGGUCGUGUACCUCGGCGCGACCAUUGAGAGCAGUGCAUUUGGGGAGCAGCACUUUCGCGCCAAGAGGCGGAUUGCGCUCGCCCAGUUCUACCACGCGUACACCAUUGCGCAGAAUCACUCGGAGCUAUUCCUGUCGUGGUGCGACGAGCAUCAUGUGCGGCGAGGCUCUCUCCCGCCCAAGGGCAGCAGGAAAACGGCGGUGCAGCAUCGCUUUGCCGACCUCGUGUUUGAUCGCGCGAGCCAGCACUCUGCAGCGAGCGUGGCAGGACCUUCAACCGCUGUUGUUGAUGAUACGAAGAAGAGGUGUGCAAAGAUCCAAACGUGGAGAAAGACCGGCAAGAGCUGGGCAAAGUUUGUCGAGCGCUUCGGCUACGGGAUCCUACUGCUCGUGCCCCUGUGCCUCUCGGACGAAGAUUUACGAGUUGUACAAGACCAUGUCAUUUCAUCGUGUUUGGACUUGAUAGAGUCUCGAAAACACUUGUUUGCGGAUGCCUUAAAACACGGCAACGAGCUACUUCAGGACACGCUGCAGCAUGGUGCCGACUUGCAAGAUGAAGUGCAUCAAACGGUUGAGAUACACAGCCCAGGUGCGGUGACACUAGCUGAGCUCUCUAGGUUUCUGCAGUCGCCGUCCCGUGUACAAUAG